AUGGGCGAAUUCUCCCUCCAGCACCCGCAGGACCACGCCUCCGCCUCCGGGCCUUCCGCGGGGGCCGGCGACGGACGCGGGCUCCGGCAGCGGCGGCGCUCCUCGUCGGCGGCUUCGGCGCUCGCGCGCGCCGCCGCGUCGGCCGAGCACAAGCUGGCCGGCGCGGCGCGGCAGCUGCUGCUGGGCUGGGACGAGCUGCCGGCCUGGCGCCGCGACAACCAGUACAUCGCGACCGGGUACCGCCCCGAGAGCGGCAGCUUCCAGCACUCGCUCGCCUCGCUCUUCUACGUCCACAACGAGUCCGUCAACAUCUGGACCCACCUCCUCGGCGCCCUCACCCUCCCCGCCGCCGGCGCCGCCUGGCUCGCCGCCGCCCUCGCCCCCGCCGUCCUCGUCGUCGAGGCCGCCUCCGCCCGCUACCCCUCCGCCGGCGCCGACGACGUCCUCGCCUUCGCCUGCUUCUUCGCCGGCGCCCUGCUCUGCCUCGGCAUGAACGCCAUCUCAAACCACUCCCCCGAGGUUGCCAAGUGGGGGAAUAAGCUGGAUUACUCGGGUAUCGUAUUCUUAAUCGUAGGGAGCUAUAUCCCGGCGCUGUAUUACGGCCUAUUCUGCUUGCCAGAUCUCAGGACGGUAUACCUGUGCGCUAUAUUCCUCUUGGGUCUCGGCUGCGGCAUGGUGUCCUGGAUCGAGAGGUUCCGGACGCCACUCUGGCGGCCCUACCGCGCGGCCAUGUUCGUUGGUCUCGGUGUCUCCGGCGUGGUGCCUAUCUGUCACGCCCUUUGUAUCUACGGCUACCGCGCCCUCGACGAGCGCAUGGGCCUUAGCUGGGUUCUCUUGCAGGGCUUUCUCUACAUUUUCGGAGCUUUCCUUUACGCAGUCCGAUGGCCCGAGCGAAGCUUCCCGCGGACUUUCGAUAUCUGGGGCAGCUCGCACCAGCUGUUCCACAUCCUCAUCCUGCUCGCCGCCGUGUCGCACUUUAACGGGAUGGUUAAGGCGUUCGAUUAUCACCACAGUGUUCUGGGGGGGCAAUGCUAG
This is a messenger RNA of Durotheca rogersii, 1035 nucleotides long. Its product is annotated as hemolysin-III related-domain-containing protein. The transcript is spliced from 5 exons. The record is from RefSeq and is a predicted model, not a curated record. Bases 1 to 1035 code for a protein of 344 amino acids. Gene Ontology annotation, cellular component: membrane. Gene Ontology annotation, molecular function: signaling receptor activity. NCBI's taxonomy places the organism in Eukaryota, Fungi, Ascomycota, Sordariomycetes, Xylariales, Xylariaceae.